This is a messenger RNA of Notolabrus celidotus (New Zealand spotty), 1566 nucleotides long. RefSeq names its product NXPE family member 3-like. Lineage: Eukaryota; Metazoa; Chordata; Actinopteri; Labriformes; Labridae. Bases 114 to 1490 code for a protein of 458 amino acids. The transcript is spliced from 5 exons. The record is from RefSeq and is a predicted model, not a curated record.
AGGACCAAUCAUGAAGCCACAAGAUUUGAUACGAAAAAAAGUCAACAUGAGUCUUCUGAAGGUCUGCACAGUCCUUCUCUUUCUUGCUGCAGUUUUUUUUUGCACUACGCCACAUGGACCCUCCGAAGUUCAAGCCUAAAUUACCAUAUUCCAUCAACUUCAAGAACAUAUCCACUGAUCCUCCCAAGACUCAGGGCUUCUGCACCUUCAAGCCCCUGCCGCCUGCAGAAGCUCAAGAGGAACGCCACUUCUUAGACUUAAUUGCGUUGCCUGAAACUCCACUUGUACCAACUCCUCUGUCAUUGGAGCAGAUGAGUCAUCCUGCCAACAGCACCUUCACCAUUCUCCCAAAGAGCGGAGGAGGAGAGUGGCAUGUAGGAGAUCAGCUGGAGGUUUUGAUAAAAAUGUUUGACUUCCAAGGUCAUGCCAAGAAGACUGGAGGAGAUUUCUUGGUUGCAGCGUUGCACAGCAAGGGACUCGGAGCAGGUGUGACUGGACGAGUGGUGGAUCACCUUAAUGGCUCUUACUCUGCUCUAUUCCCUUUACUCUGGGAAGGAAGCACACGGGUUGAGGUGAUACUUCUUCACACAAGCGAGGCUGUCACAGUUCUGCGCAUGCUCAACAUAGAAAGACCUGACAGGGUUAUCUUCAAAGGCGUCUUCCGCUCCGGCUCAGUCUCUGAAACUACAGUCUGUAAUGUUUGCUUACCUCCAAGCAACCAGUCACAGUGCAACUACACUGACCUCCACACAGGGGACCCUUGGUUCUGCUACAAGCCACAGAAACUCAGCUGUGAAGCCCGGGUCAGCCACAGGAAAACAGGAUACAAGUAUCAAGGGAUCAAGAACGAGAAGGAGAAGCUCUUCCAAAAGGGUGUCAACUUGAAAGUCUACAUUAAGGCAUCAGGACCUGACAGUGUCACUGUUUUGCCACAAACGGGAGAUGCUCAGGAGAUAAACCUGAACAAUCCAGUGAGAGUAGGACCUUUCAUGAUAUUGGACAAUGCAAAUAACUUUGUGCUUACAUACCGCAUCCACGGUCUUCCUCUUCGUAUGGUCUCAAUUCCAGCCAGUAAGGAGCGUUAUGUUGCCAAUGAAUUGGAUGGGUUAAUUGGAGGCACUAAUACAGUUGUAGUCCUUAGUGUCUGGGCCCACUUCAGCACGUUCCCAUUUGAGCUCUUCAUAAGACGAAUGCAGAGCAUCCGCAGGGCGGUGGUCCGUCUGUUGGAUAGGGCUCCAGGCACGCUGGUGGUCAUCAGGACUGGAAAUGUCCAAACUGUACGGCAAUCUGGCAUGAUGAACAACAGUGACUGGUACGUAUAUCAGAUCAACUUGGUGCUCAGAGCCAUGUUCAAAGGACUCAAUGUUCAGUGGAUAGACGCCUGGGGGAUGGUUCUGGCCCACGACCUGGCACACAACCUUCACCCACCACCUCCCAUCAUCAAGAAUAUGGUUAAUGUUCUCUUGUCCUACAUAUGCCCCAAAAAGUGAAGCUAGCUGUGUAGUUCAAGGAAGGAAUAUAGAAAUUAAUCGUUAAUCUACUCAUGAACACUAAAAGGAGAGAAAU